Echinops telfairi (small Madagascar hedgehog) is the source of this 261-nucleotide messenger RNA. Its product is annotated as cytochrome c oxidase subunit 6B1-like. The record is from RefSeq and is a predicted model, not a curated record. The transcript has a single exon. Gene Ontology annotation, cellular component: respiratory chain complex IV; mitochondrion. Lineage: Eukaryota; Metazoa; Chordata; Mammalia; Afrosoricida; Tenrecidae. The coding region runs from base 1 to 261 and encodes 86 amino acids.
AUGGCAGAAGACACCAAGACCAACAUCAAGAACGACCGAACUGCGCCUUCGGUCACCCGCUUCCCCAACCAGAACCAGACCAGGAACUGCUGGCAGAACAACUUGGACUUCCACUGCUGGGAGAAGGCGAUGAAUGCCAACGGGGGUGACGUCUCCGUGUGUCAGUGGUAUCAGCGUGUGUACAAGUCCCUCUGCCCCAUUUCCUGGGUGUCCACCUGGGAUGACCGCUGGGCAGAAGGCACAUUUCCUGGGAAGAUCUGA